UCAUUGUACUGUCACAUCACCAAGGUAACAUAUUGCAAUUGUUGAACAUGACCGCAGCCAUGUACAGCGUUUUACUGUUAGUUACAGUGUUAGUUCUACAACCUAUAGCCGGGCUUAGUGAAGAUAAGCCCGUGGAUUCCGUGUUGGAGCACGAGCACGCAGAUCUCGACUAUGGUUCCACAGAUAUGACGCCUGAUUCCAAGAAGAAAAAGUAUCCCGUAAAACCACCCGCUAUGUCUCAAAAAGUCAACAAAGAUGAGGCUGUUAUCGACAGGCAGUUGACAAGAAAUGAAGGGAUGCUCAUUGACCUGCGUGGCCGCCCAGAGCAAGCCAGUAACCACCAGAUUGAUCCAGAAGCUGGUGUUAACAUGCAGAUGACCAAAAUCGAAGAACUCCUUAUGGAAAUGGCGGCUCCACGACCCAGGGUGAACCGGAUAGGUGCACAACCCAGGGUGAACCAGAUAGCUACUACAACUACUAUUACAAAGAGACCGGAAACCAUUGAGGAUAUAUUCAAACUACCCGUGAAAACACAGGCCAUCCUAUUGAUUUGUCUCUCAGCUUCUACCAGCCUGAUCCUGCUAGGAUUAGUAAUUUGGCGGCUUGUUAUAUUGCACAGGACAGUCACUUUUCAUUACCUUGUUUUGGCUUCGUAAACAAUAAAUUAUUUCUUACCGCAAGUUGGAAUCCAUAUUUCGUAAAGGUACAAUUUUUUAAUAUUAUGAUUUUCUUCACACAUUCAGGUGCAUUAAGGUCGACGAC
Messenger RNA from Gigantopelta aegis, 762 nucleotides. RefSeq lists its product as uncharacterized. The transcript is spliced from 7 exons. The coding region runs from base 48 to 656 and encodes 202 amino acids. NCBI's taxonomy places the organism in Eukaryota, Metazoa, Mollusca, Gastropoda, Neomphalida, Peltospiridae. The record is from RefSeq and is a predicted model, not a curated record.